Molecule: messenger RNA, 3372 nt
Organism: Helianthus annuus (common sunflower)
Lineage: Eukaryota; Viridiplantae; Streptophyta; Magnoliopsida; Asterales; Asteraceae
Exons: 1
Coding region: 1-3372 (1123 amino acids)
Biological process (GO): DNA integration
Molecular function (GO): nucleic acid binding; RNA-DNA hybrid ribonuclease activity
Source: RefSeq, a predicted model, not a curated record
AUGAUUUGUUCUGGUCCGCAUUCAGCUGUGGGAUUCCCAACAGAAACGGGGGUAGCAAUAAUAUACGCAAGCAAGGAAGUCUUAGCAACAGAUGAUGUCAGACCUGCAAAGGCAAGUAAACCUGCACCACGCGCAGAAGCAGAAAAAUGGGUGUUGAACAACGCAUACCCAGAACAAACAGUUACCUUAGGGCCUGCAAUGUCCGAUCUAACGCGCGCAGCGCUAAAAAAGCUGUUGUUCCAAAAUAUGGAUGUGUUCGCCUGGACACCAGCUGACAUGGUGGGUGUUCCACGGCACAUAGCUGAACGUCGACUAAACGUCUCAGAAGAAGCAAAACCAGUGGUGCACGCCAAACGCCACUUGGGAGAUAUAAAACACGAUGCUAUGAAAGAACAGGUGCUGGAGCUGUUGAAUGCAGGAAUCAUCAGAGAUGUCAGAUACCAAACAUGGGUGGCGUGCCCAGUAAUGGUACAGAAGCCAAAUGGCAGCUGGAGAAUGUGUGUAGAUUACAAGGACCUAAACAAGGCAUGCCCACGCGACUGUUAUGCCUUACCAGAUAUCGAUGAAAAAAUUGACUCGCUGGCAGCGUUCAGAUGGAAGUGCUUCCUUGACUGCUACAAGGGGUACCACCAAGUCCAAAUGGCUGUCCAAGAUGAAGAUAAAACAGCAUUUCGUACACCGACAGGGCUAUACUGCUACACCAAAAUGCCUUUCGGCUUAAAGAAUGCAGGGGCUACCCACCAAAGAUUGAUGAAUGAAACAUUUAAAGAUGCCAUCGGCAAAUACAUCGAAGUGUACAUGGACGACUUGGUGGUCAUGAGUAAAGAAGAGAGUACGAUGCUGGUGAAUAUUCAGAAGACAUUCGACACGUUGCGCGGUGUAAGUAUCAAGUUAAACCCAGCGAAAUGUUCUUUCCGCAUGGAAGAAGGGAAAUUCCUGGGUUUCAUCGUCAAAAAAGAUGGUUUCAAGGUAAAUCCUGAGAAAGUACAAGCAAUCGAGAGAAUGCCUUUGCCAUCAACCAUCAAAGAAAUGCAGAAGUUGGCAGGACGAUUAGCAACACUGAACCGCUUCCUGGCCAAUCACGCAGCUAAGUCUUUCCCGUUUAUCAAAACACUCCAUAAUUGCAUGAAGAAAAGCCAGUUUCAAUGGACUCCGGAAGCCGAGAGCGCAUUCCGCGAGAUGAAAGAUUGCCUCAUCAAAUUGCCAACAUUGACUGCACCAGUCAAGGGAGAACCUUUGGUGUUAUAUUUGUCGGCCUCUGACAGAGCAGUAGGAACAGUGUUGCUCGUCGAUCGACAAGGUGUCCUAACACCAGUUUAUUAUGUGUCGCGAACCUUGACCGACCCAGAAACCUGGUAUGCCAUCAUGGAGAAACUAGUACUCGCAUUAAUCCAUACAUCAAGACGGCUGCGCAGGUACUUCGCCAACCACGUCAUUCACGUGCUAACAAACUACAAUAUUGGCAACAUUCUCGCAAGGCCAGAGAUUUCAGGAAGACUAGCAAAGUGGGCGAUAGAACUCGGGGGCCAUAAUGUGGUUUUCAGGCCAAGACCAGCAAUCAAGGGCCAAGUGCUAGCAGACUUCAUGACAGAAGUACCCGACGACAAGGAUCGGGAGUGUAAAGCAAUGGAAAAAGCCGAAAAACAGCAAGUAGAAGAACCAUGGCUGCUAUACACAGACGGCACGUCUAACGAAGACGGCGCAGGCGCAGGGCUUCGGCUGGUGAGCCCCGACAAACAUGAAUUCACAUACGCCAUACGUUUGGAUUUCAAGAGCACGAAUAAUGAAGCCGAAUACGAAGCUUUCCUGGCUGGCUUAAGGUUGGCAAUCAAAAUGGGAGUCAGACACAUCGAAGCGCAUGUAGACUCCAUGUUAGUGGCUGGGCAAAUCAAUGGGCAAUACGAAGCCAAAGGAGAUGUAAUGGCACUCUACCUGAGUCAAGCGAAAACGUUGCUACAAACCUUCUAUUCCUACAAAGUGAACCAUAUUAACAGAAGCGAGAAUAAACCAACAGACGCACUGAGUAAACUCGCAUCUACAAGUUUCCAACACCUGGCGAAGGAUGUGCGCAUAGAAGUUUUGAGCAACCCAUCAGUGCCACUAAGAGAAGUAAGCGUUAUUCAAGUAAGAACAACGUCAUGGAUGACUCCAAUAAUCGCGUUCCUUCAAUCUGGGAUACUCCCGGAAAACAAAGCUGAAGCAAGAAAAAUCCAGUACAAGGCUGAACAUUAUCAGAUGGCUGAUGGAAUUUUAUACCGAAAGUCAUACCUUGGGCCAUUGUUGAGAUGCGUUGACCCCGAAGAUGCAAAAUAUUUGAUCAGAGAAGUACAUGAAGGAAUCUGCGGUAUACAUGCCGGGGCAAGAAUGGUGGUGGCAAAAGUGAUGAACGCCGGGUACUACUGGCCCGGGAUGCAUUUAGACGCGGUAAAAGAAUUGAGGAAAUGCAGUGGAUGCCAAAGACAUGCUCCCGAGACGAUGCGCCCCAAAAACGAAUUGGUACCUGUCACAAUGGCAUGGCCUUUUCAGCAGUGGAGAAUAGACAUGGUUGGUCUUUUCCCAGAAGCCCCAGGUGCUGUCAAGUUUAUAAUAGUCGCAGUCGACUAUUUUACAAAAUGGGUGGAGGCAAAAGCACUCGCAUCAACCAUAUCCACUGUCGUCAAAAGGUUCAUAUGGGAGCAGAUCAUAUGCCGUUUCGGGUUACCGCUCAAAAUAAUCACCGACAAUGGGACGAACUUUGCCGUAGACAAUCUUCAACGAUGGUUCAAAGAAUUACACAUCGAGCACAUAUUCUCUUCAGUCACGCACCCGCAGGGGAAUGGUCAAGUGGAAGCAGUUAACAAGGGCAUUGUUGAUGGUAUCAAAGCAAGAUUGGGAGAGAAAAGAAGAGGUUGGGACGACGAGCUGCCCAACAUAUUAUGGGCCCACAGAACAAUGCCGAAGACAAGCAACGGAGAAACACUGAUUAGCUUAGUAUAUGGGUCCGAGGCAGUGAUACCGGCGGAGAUAGGAUUGCCGUCACCACAAAUGCUCUCCAUGAACCUGAUCAACAAUGAAGAAGAAAGGAGGAUCGACCUAGACCUCCUAGAAGAAAGGAGUGAGAUGGCGGCAAUCAACGAAGCAAAGUACAAAACGAAGCUGGAGAAGUAUUAUAACUCCAAAGUCCGAGUCUGCACCUUCAACCCAGGAGAUUACGUCCUGAGAGACAACGAGGCUUCCAAUGCCGAAAAACCAGGAAAACUGGCUCCCAUGUGGGAAGGUCCGUACGUUAUAGACGCAGUACUCGGAAAGGGAGCCUACAAGCUGCGCACCAUCGACAACAAGGAGGUUCCACGAACUUGGAACGCUCAACAAUUGAGAAAAUGCUACAUGUAA